Mustela erminea (ermine) is the source of this 984-nucleotide messenger RNA. Its product is annotated as olfactory receptor 9K2-like. The transcript has 2 exons. Bases 40 to 984 code for a protein of 314 amino acids. Gene Ontology annotation, molecular function: olfactory receptor activity; odorant binding; G protein-coupled receptor activity. Gene Ontology annotation, biological process: G protein-coupled receptor signaling pathway. NCBI's taxonomy places the organism in Eukaryota, Metazoa, Chordata, Mammalia, Carnivora, Mustelidae. Gene Ontology annotation, cellular component: membrane. The record is from RefSeq and is a predicted model, not a curated record.
UUGUUUAUUUUUCCUUGUGUCUCUCAGCAGGUUUCUGCCAUGGGUGACAGGGGAACAAGCAAUCACUCAGUAGUGACUGACUUCAUUCUUGUAGGCUUCAGGGUCCGCCCAGAACUCCACAUUCUCCUUUUCCUGCUCUUUCUGCUUGUGUAUUCCAUGAUUCUUCUAGGGAAUGUGGGGAUGAUGACCAUUAUUAUGACUGAUCCCCGGCUGAACACACCAGUGUAUUUCUUCCUAGGCAACCUCUCCUUCAUUGAUCUCUUCUAUUCUUCUGUUAUUGCACCCAAAGCUAUGAUCAACUUCUGGUCUGAGAGCAAGUCCAUCUCCUUUGCCGGCUGUCUGAUCCAGUUCUUUCUCUUUGCCUUGUUCAUUGUGACUGAGGGAUUUCUCCUGGCAGCCAUGGCUUAUGACUGCUUCAUUGCCAUCUGCAACCCACUCCUCUACUCUGUCCAGAUGUCAACUCGCCUCUGCAUUCAGUUGGUGGCUGGUUCCUAUUUUUGUGGCUGUAUCAGCUCAGUUCUUCAAACAGGCAUGACAUUUACUUUACCCUUUUGUGCUUCCCGGGCCAUUGACCACUUUUACUGUGAUACUCGUCCACUUCAAAGGAUAUCUUGUUCUGACCUCUUCAUCUAUAAGAUGAUGGUUUCUUUCUCCUUAUCUGGUAUCAUUAUCAUGCCUACCAUCAUAGUUAUUACUGUUUCUUACAUGUAUAUUGUGUCCACAGUUCUGAAGAUACGCUCCUCUGAGGGAUGUAAGAAAGCCUUCUCCACUUGCAGCUCUCACUUAGGAGUCGUGGGUGUACUGUAUGGUGCCGUCUUUUUUAUGUAUCUCACUCCAGACAGAUUUCCUGAGCUGAGUAAAGUGGCCUCCUUAUGUUACACUUUAGUCACUCCCAUGUUGAAUCCUUUGAUUUACUCCCUGAGAAACAAAGGUGUCAAAAAAGCACUAAAGAAACUUCUAGAGAAGAGAAAUACAAUUGUUUGA